AUGGAGCCCAUGCCGAAAAGGCGAAAAGGCUCGGCUUCGGGUCUACGCACAUCUACCGCAAAGCGACUUCGGGCGGGAUGCAGCCUUCCCAGGGUUGCAUCAGGCAGCCCAGGUGAGGUGGUGUGCCAUCGCUGCACGCUGCAGAACCCGACCCCGGCCCAGUGCUGUGCAGCUUGUGGUGCCUCCCUCGCUGACUGGACAUGCCCGGUGUGCACUCUCAUCAACGCUCCGGCGGUGGAUUGCUGUGCUGCGUGUGAUACGCCGCGGAAGGGCGUCAGAGCCCAGCUGUUGCCGCAGUUGUUGCUGCCGACUAUGGACUCAAACUGUGUUGUGCUACCACCACAAUUGGAUUUGGCUCCGCGCGUAUCGCUUGUGUUCCUGCAUGGUUUCUGCAACACAGCCGAGAUGUACUCCGAAAGCGAGGCAUUCACCCUCUUCCGCUGCCAGGGUUUGCGUGUCAUCCUUCCCACUGCUCCGCUGCAGCGCAUCACGGCGCAUGGUGGCCAGGUGCAGAAUGCGUGGUAUGACUACCUAACGGAUCACGACGGCGCGCUGGAGGAUGACAUAGAUGAUCGUUCCCUUCACGCCACGCAGCAAAGACUCCAGGCGAUUGUGGAUGCGGAAGCUGCUCUCAUGGGAGACCCUGGUCGGGUCCUUUUGGGCGGCGCGUCUCAGGGCUGCUGUGCUGCCUUUGAUGCCUUCGCGCGGCAUCCGACGAGAAUAGGGGGAUUUGUUGGCUUUGUUGGCCACCCUCUGAAAAGCACUCCGCUGCACAGCUCGCUGCAGCGAGACGUGCCUUGCUCCUUCUUCAAUGCCGCUGCAGAUGACACGAUGCAAACACAUUGGGUGCUUCCGGCCAUUCGCCGGCUGCAUGCUGCGGGCUGGACUAAGGUCAGCAUCCAGGUUGCCGAUGGAGCUGACCAUGGCACAUCCGAUGAGCUGGAGAAUGAGUGGAUGGAUAGUUUUCUGGCGGGAGUGUUUAAGCACCUGUAA
Symbiodinium natans is the source of this 993-nucleotide messenger RNA. The record is from the annotation of a GenBank genome assembly. NCBI's taxonomy places the organism in Eukaryota, Dinophyceae, Suessiales, Symbiodiniaceae.